Notolabrus celidotus (New Zealand spotty) is the source of this 662-nucleotide messenger RNA. It is a transcript of the gene uqcr11, whose product is annotated as cytochrome b-c1 complex subunit 10. Gene Ontology annotation, biological process: mitochondrial electron transport, ubiquinol to cytochrome c. The transcript is spliced from 3 exons. The coding region runs from base 97 to 267 and encodes 56 amino acids. NCBI's taxonomy places the organism in Eukaryota, Metazoa, Chordata, Actinopteri, Labriformes, Labridae. The record is from RefSeq and is a predicted model, not a curated record. Gene Ontology annotation, cellular component: mitochondrial inner membrane.
GCAGCUGCGCACUAUGGUUAGAAGUAACGCUGAGACCGGAAGUACUUGACGUUGAGAGCAGCACGUACUGUGUUCAGCGGGCGAAUCGUAGCCAAAAUGAUCAGUAAAAUCAUCGGACAGAAGUAUGUGGCCAUUGUCAAAUCAUGGGUCCCAACCCUGGCUGUAUGGGGCACAGCGGGAGGAGUGGCUCUGGUCCACUUCACAGACUGGCGGGUGUUUUUGGAUUAUGUCCCCUACGUCAGCGGCAAAUUUAAGAAGGAUGAGUAGUGGCAUUCAGGUUGGUGCUGUUUUUUUACACAAAGACUUAAUAUUGAACGAGAGCUGCUGCAGCCGGAACUGUGCACCAUGCUCCUAAUGCGUGCCAAGUCACUGGACGCUGUCAUCUUCAUCCUGCAGCUCAGCCAACAUUCAACUGUUCAAACAUCAGCAUCCUGUAAAUCACGCUGGAGGGUGGAGUUUCAUCUCCAGCUAAAACCAAGCAGAGGGAACAUGAAAACAGGGAUUGUAGAUGGACUUCAGUUUUCUUAUCUCUGUUCAUGUUAAGAUAUUUAUUUGAAUCAUCACUGUCCUUUGUGCUGUCCUGAUUCCCAAAUGGAAAACCUGCCUUUACUGUCAUUCUGUGAUUGUGUUGAAGAGAAGUAAAGAGAGAGAUUUAUCCUGUG